AAAACGUUAGCUCUUUUUUAACAAAGUCCUCUGUCUCAACAGACUUGGAAACUUUUAUGACAAAUAUAUAUAUAUAAAUAGUGAAUUAAAAAAUCCGCCCCCAUUUAGUACUCGCGAUUGGUGAAUUAACAUGACAAUCACCAUCGUUAAAUGAACAAACAUUAAUAAUUCAUUGUCUUAUGUUUUGUUUUAUUUUAAACAAAAACAAUGUACAUAAAAAGAGAAAAGAUAAUUGUUUUAAUCCAAUUGUAUUAUGUAGUGAUUUAAUUUAAUUUUAUUUAAGAAGGCAAAGUUUUAAAUUGUGAUGAUCAAUAACUAAUAAAUAGAAUUUGUCAAGAUGAUUUUUUAUUCGUGAUAAUAAUAAUAAUAAAUUUCUCCAUGGCGCUUCGUAUGAUGUCAGCAAUAGUACCAGGUUCCCAGAGCACAGAAUCAAACAUUGAAGCAAACAAUCCAGUAGAUAGAUUCAAACUACAAGAAGAUCUUUUAGCAGCAGCUAAAUUAUGUCAUGUACGAUUUGGUGGUCGUAUGGAAUUAGCAACAGAGACAGAUCAAUGUGUAUCGAGGCUUUGUUAUUCAUUUGAGUCAAUAUUCCGUCACGGAUUACGCUCUAAAUCCGUUGACAAGCUCAAUUCAGCUCUCAGACACGUGUCUGAUUUGGUGACGGGAGCGACAACACGAAGUGACGCAGCAUUCUGGCCUUGUAUCAAAGAACAAUUGACCUGGCAUGAACAAGAACGAUUCACGGUACUGAGAAAUAUUCACACUGAUUAUGGACGUGGACGCGCUUGGUUAAGAGCAGCCUUGAAUGAACGUUCACUUGAACGUCAUUUGCUGUCAAUAAUAAACUCAAAUACUUUGGCGCCGUUCUACGAAGACUGGGCAUUUCUUUUGGAUCAAGAAAGAUCUGCAGUACUACCGACAGUAGCUGCUGGUCUGGGUACUAUAGUAUUUGCGAUACGCGUUGAUAACGAAGAACUUGAUCAGCGAACAGAGAAUGGUGAAAUUGGUAAAUGCAAAUCAUCCCAAUCAGAGCCGAUUAUUUCUGUAGGAAUUGUUGAGUCAAAUACAAAUCGUGAUAGAGUUAGAAAAAAAGUGCCAAUGCAUAUAAUAUCAUUUGAUAAUGACGAGGAUGAGAGAGGUGUAAUUGAUAUUACUGGCGUAUCAAUUAGUGCACCGCCUACUUGUUUAAAUUCUCCUACUGCUCUUACUGCUGUUACUUCUUUAACUAAUCCCGACAAUUUAGAACAAGAAUCGUUAGAUCUUGAUAAAUCUGAAUCUCAUACUGAAGACACUGCUGGUACAUUAGAUUUUACGUCAAAUACUAGUACAAGUUGGGUUAGAAAUGAAUGUCCGGAAGAAGAACGUGUGCUGACUCCACUUACUGACGUUGGUAGCAUGGGUGGAUUAGUUCCUGUAUCACCGUUAGAUCAAACUCUAGACGAUAUGCUAGUAACUCUACCAAAUUACAUUGACGACGCGUCUGAACUUACGGAAAACGCCGUCGAGGCAAUCGAACCCCUUGGAUUGGAUCCACAUGUAGACGCCAGUGAGUUGGAUACUGAAGCUCUUCGAGUACGGCUUCUUGCUAUGGGAGAAGUCCUCGAACAGGCUAAAGAAGACGCGGUUACGAGCAGACUUCAGCUCGCGCGUUUUCAACGGCAACACCAAAAUUACUUAGAGCGCCAUGAAGUUCAGUUGCAAGCUUUGAAUCGCGAGAAUGAACUUCUGAGGCAGCAGUUGAGGAAGUACGUCACCGCCGUACAGAUGUUGAGGCGAGAUUCCGAUGCCACCUUGUCUGAAGACGAACAAUCGAGAGAUUAUCACUACGAGGCUGAGCAGUAUCAAGAGAAGUUGGUCCAGGUUGCCGAAAUGCAUGCCGAGUUGAUGGAAUUCAACGCGCGGUUGACAAUGCAGUUGACUAAUCGUGAUAAUUUAGUUAAGAGGCUGCAAGCUGAGCUCGAAUGUCUUCGCGGUCCACUUAAUGAAGAAGAUAUGCCCGCUGAUCCGCCUUGUUUUAUUAACAUCUGGAUCCCAUCGGCUUUUCUCACGGGACAGGCUUCUGACGUCCAUCAUGUCUAUCAGAUUUACGUACGUAUCAGAGACAUGGAAUGGAAUAUUUAUCGGCGGUACGCACAAUUCUACACUCUCUACAGAGAGUUAAAGAAACAUGAUGCCGUGGUAACGACUUUUGAAUUUCCUCCAAAAAAAACUUUGGGUAAUAAGGACGCAAAGUUUGUCGAAGAAAGAAGACAAAAGUUGCAGCAAUGGUUGAGACGAGUCGUUGGACGAUUGGCUCAAUGUUCUCCUGCAUUUACCAUACGGCCUACUAAGCAAACUUUGAUUUCAUUGAUGCCAUUCUUUGGCGAUCAGACGAAUAAUGAAGAAAGAAAGUCGAGGAAUAAUUUAUCGUCUUCUCCUCAAUACAUGGGCCUGUGAAUUAUUUCAAGCUUUAAUUGUACAUACCAAGUUUAUGUAUAUAAUAGAUAAAUUUAUAUACAAUACAAAUAUAUAGUACUACUACUAUUAUUAUUAUAUAUAUAUACAUGAGAAAUUAUUGUAAAGAAAUGAUAGAUUUCUUCUUAAUCUACUUAAUUAUUAUUCUAAAAUAGAAAAAUAAUUUUAUUGGAAAUGGUAAACUGUUCGAUGUAUUAGAGUCUAAUAACUCGUUUGUACAGUAUUGUUUUAUUGUAUAAAUUUUAAAAUGUAUUAAAUUGAUUUAUUAAAAGCUGGCCUUUUAUAUAGAAGGACUAAUUGGUUAUAAAAAUAA
Microplitis demolitor is the source of this 2767-nucleotide messenger RNA. RefSeq names its product sorting nexin-29. Bases 379 to 2436 code for a protein of 685 amino acids. The record is from RefSeq and is a predicted model, not a curated record. The transcript is spliced from 5 exons. Lineage: Eukaryota; Metazoa; Arthropoda; Insecta; Hymenoptera; Braconidae. Gene Ontology annotation, molecular function: phosphatidylinositol binding.